Podarcis raffonei (Aeolian wall lizard) is the source of this 4591-nucleotide messenger RNA. RefSeq lists its product as uncharacterized. The record is from RefSeq and is a predicted model, not a curated record. The transcript is spliced from 6 exons. The coding region runs from base 104 to 4591 and encodes 1495 amino acids. NCBI's taxonomy places the organism in Eukaryota, Metazoa, Chordata, Lepidosauria, Squamata, Lacertidae.
GCCUUUGUGAUGUGGGCGUGACUACAAGAAGGGGACGCCUGGCUGGGCCCAGGAAGUACUCUUGCUCUCCAGGUCAACAGGCAGUUUUUUCUUCCCGCCAGAAAUGAGCUGGUGUCACUGGGCCUUCGAGCUGAUACAGCUCUUGAUCUUCAUCACUCUCUGGGUCUUCUGGGUGGCUGUGGCCUUGUGGGCUUGUAGCCCCAGGACCAGGUGGCUAAAGCUUCAUGAGACAUGGAUUGCCUGCAACGGAUUCUUUCAGAAAGAAAGCAAAGCAAGCAGCUCAAAGAAACUUCCAAAGCCAACUGAGAUCUUGACCUUGGAGUGCAGACUGAGCUCUACAGAGGUGAACAUCCCACCCCAACCGAAGGAGCUGGAGAUGGAUCUGGACUCAGUCCUGUCUAGUGUCUCCAGCACCUCCUUGGGCUCCCUCACAUCCAUCAGCAGCAAUUGGUCUUUGUCCUCAUCAAGCGAUGAUGUAAUAAGCCUCCCAGACACGCCCCUCACCUCCUCACCAUCCGCCCCAGAGGAAGAUGGCCGGUACUCACCACUGCUUCACAGACCCUGUGGAGCUGGCCUCGAGGAACUCCACAGAGACCCCACGUCCCACCAGCCUGCUCAGUUCAACAUCUGCCAGAAGGUGCUUCAGGAGUUGUGGGGAGAGCCCACGCCCAACUGGGAGUCCCUGAACGAACUGAUCCCUGGUGCACCAAACCUCCAGCAAGCAUCUGAGGUCACCAGCGAAACUGACUUUGACAGCAUCUCCAGCAGAAGAAGCAGAGAGGAAGCUUUGAGCAAGUGGGAGAGACAUCAGCCUCUGAGCGAUCAGGAAGAAGUUCAGCGCAGCAGCUCAUGGGAAAUGUUCGCUGUUGUGCCCAGGCCCUCAAGCUGUCCAAACUGCAACCCCCCAACUUCCCGAGUGUUUUCUGGUCAACCUUUGGCUCUGCCCACAUCCGACAGCAUCCGGGACAGGGUCUCACCUUCAGGGAACACCAAACCAGCUCAUGUGAAAGCCACGGCCCAGCUUUUGGAAGAGAUGAUGUCGGAGGGAGCAGUUUCCUGGGAGGAGAGACCUGCCUUGCCCAAACACCCUUCCCAAAGGGGUCAGCUUCGUCACCGUAGAUCCUGCUCAGCACUUGGGUCGGAUGCCACCCAGCGCUUGGACUUCAAUGUGAAGAAGAAGCAGAUCCCAGAGAUCUGGGGGGAGCCCACCCUCUCGACUAAGUCCCUGGCCAAACUGACAUGCCAGGCUCCCCACUCCCCUUCCCCGGCCCGCUCUUCGAGCCCCCCACAGAGGGCUGAGAAGGAGAGAAGCAGGCAGUCUGGGCCCAUGAGCAUCAGUCCAACUAGUGUGAAAACCAGGGCCCAGCUUCUGGAGGCAAUAAUGUCAAGGGGAGGAACAUCUUGGAAGGAGAGGCCUGCCUUGCCCAAACCUCAUUCCCACAAGGCCCACCAAGCUCCCCGUGGUCCCUGCACAGCCAUCAGCCCAGAUACUGCUCAGCACUUGGAGUUCAACAUGAAGAAGAAACAGAUGCACAAUCUCUGGGGAGAGCCCACUCCUUUGACUCACUCCCUGACGUGCCAGAUCACCCGCUCCCCAUCACCUGCACACUCCUGUAGCCCCCCACAGAGGGUUGAGGAGGAGGAGGAAGAGCUGUCUGAGCCAGCCAGGGCCCCCUCAAGGGGGCUUGCAUCCCAAACUGUGAGGGGGUGUUAUCCCCAGCCCAUUCCCUUUACAUUCUCCCAAAAGGGGAGUGCUGUCCAGGUGGCACCCAAGAUAAGAGCAGAGGAAGGAAAUGAAUUCAGGGUAGCGAAAAGGGUCACCCUGCCUCCCACAAGACCAGGCUUUUCAGAGAGUUCUCUAAGGAGCAGGUUUGUAAGCAGAGGUAGAACUAGGCGCCCCAGGAGCAGCCACCUCACCAGCAAAAGCAGUCCAGGGAUCCUUGGUGCCCCAGAGAAGAAAGUGAAGGCUUCAGGCAUGAUGGGUCGAGCUGAAAGCCUUGAAAGUAAGGAAGCCCAAAGCCGUCAUGCUGGGAGAGAGAGUCAGAGGCAGCCCUCCAAGAGCAGCAGGAAGGUUAAGGCCAUUUCACACCAAGGUGCAUCCCAUCUAAAAGACCACGGAAUCUCUCCCAAGGAGCCUGUGCCCGUAGCAAAGCCUGGCAGUGCCCAGCUGGCACUUGGAGUCACGCUCCCUUUGCAUCCAAGACAAGAUGCCUUUCAACGGUUAGAAAUCAGGAGGGCAGAGAAAAUGAUGGUCCCUGCACAGGAAUCUGCACCUCAAGCUUCAAGGGCACCCCAUUCUUCUUCCAAGAAGGAAAUCGAGUUGUCAGAAAAAAUGAAGGCCCCCGUGCAAGAAUCUGCACCCCAACCCUCGAUAAAGGAAGGUCCACAACCUGCACCUCACUUUUCCUCCAAGAAGCAAAUCCAGCUGUCAGAGCAAAUGGAGGCCCCCAUGCAAGAAUUCACACCCCACACCUCAAUGGAGUGCCACCAACCGCCACCCCUCCCUUUCUCCAGUUCUGUCCAACACAAACUAGAAAGCAGUGCAGGCAGAGGCAGAGAGGGAAAGAGUCUUGUUCAAAAGGCAGAAGACAGUCCCUGCUCUGCAAGGCCUGACACGCCUAUGGACCAUGUAAGAAAGAGCCUUGCAGCUGGGGGUGAGCCUCACAACCCCAUAGAUAACAGACUCAUCAGCCAUGGCGGCAUCCUGGAGAACCAAAGCAAGGGUGCCCCUUUCCAUGUGAUGGACUCAGCAGAGAGUCCUUGGGAAGUAGGAAGCUGCCAAGCAGGAGGAGAAAACACCCUGGACGACACGGACAGGAGAAAGGACAUGUCCCAUGAAGAUCCACCCCAAUUGAUGGGCCACACAGUGAGUUUGGAGGAGAACCUCCCCAAGGAACCUUUUGCUAUAGCAAAGGCCAGCGCUCCUGGGCAGGUGCUGAUUGCCACAGAUCCUGGGCACGAAUGCCAAGGUGCUUUGCAACAAGAUGGGGAAGGAGGACCACCCGUGGCAAAGCCACUCUUGUCCUCUGAGAAGGGCAGCAGGACAUUAGAGCAAACCAAGUCCUCCUCACAGAGACCUGCCCCGGAGGUCCCCUAUGCGACACUCUCCAUUUCCGAGGAGAGUGGAAGCACAGCCCGAGCCACACUGAAGCCUGAAGCUAGAGAGGGAAGGGAAUUCGGGCCAGCUACCAAGUUUCCGGCCAGCCCACUGCCCACGAGCCAAGUGGCAGCUCCAAAAGCAGUGCUGCCCUUUCAAGGCAACAGCAGUGGGACAACUGUGGCCAAGCUGUCCCCAAGCACUCAGGCACUCCGUGAGCUGCCCUCCCGCCAGCAGCUAAGCCGCUCCAUCCUUGCCUCCCUGAGUGUGGAGCAGACAGUGGAGGACCUGCGGCUCAGCCUGGCACAAGGCCUAGAGAUGGGCUACGGGGAGCUGCGGGCAGAGUACCCCGUGUGCCGGCAGUGCGGGAGCUGCAGCGCCAUGUGCUCUCACCCGCGCACUCAGCAGGACCCCCUCCUGCACAUCUUCCCACGGCUGACGGUGCGCAACGGGAAUGUGCUGAUGGGCCUGGACUUCCACCUGAAGAUCAACAAGAUCCACGCCAGGAAGUGGGGCCUGCCGGAGACGGCAGAGGAGGGAAAGGCGCAGGAGCAGCCCCCAGAGCGAUGUGGUGGCGGCGGCAGCAUCAAAGAGGGCAUCUCCGCCAACCCAGGCCCCAGGAUCCCUUGCAAGCCUUCUGGAGUGAUGGUGCAGCAUCUGCAAAUGGGGACCCAAAUCGAGGCCACCUCCUCCUCGGUCCAGGUUAGCCUUGGCAAGAAGCUGGCGGGCAAGGGCAAGUGCCUCCCACCACCCGGCUUGGAGCACCAACUCCAGCAGGGGCCUCCGCAAGCAGGACACCAUCCGGGCAGGGGCCCAAAGGAUGUACCCACAGCAGAGAAGCCCUCGAGGAACCCUGUGAAAAGGAUGCUGCAUGUCAUCAAGCAGGCCUGGACCCGCAUUCGAGGAAACAAGGAGAAAUUGGUCCAGCCUCCCGAAAAGCGGGCUGCAGCUGGCACUCGUAGAAGACUGGGGACUCCGCCAGUCAAGGAUUCCUCCCAGAAGCGCUCUACACGGGCCACUUCAGCAAACCCCAAAGCGUUGGGGUUUCUGGCUACCCAAGCAGCAACCACAGCAGCCGCCCCUCUGGGGCAGGCUCCCCCUAUCUGCCGCGUGAGGCCUAGCAGCUCAGGAAACGUCAAGUGUUCUCCUCCUGUGCUGCCCCCAAGACCUUCCAGGCAACCUUCCUCCCAGUUGGGAGCUGCCCCUAGGAAGAGGGCAACCUCCAGGAAGCCCGCAGCCUAUCCCACCGCACCAGCCUUUGGGGCCCCCCAGAAACCAGGGCUCGUUGUCAACCAAAAACCCUCUUUUGUACCCCCCGUGAAUGUGGGGAUGGCCCCGACAAAGCAGGUCGUCCCUCCGGCAUCCUUCAAGAGCACCGGGGAGACAGGAAAAGCCCGCCCCAAGAAGGAGUCUCCUGGGACCACCAGGAAAGCAGGGUGUCCCCUUCCCAAAAGGGCACCCACUAAGAAAGUGUGGUUCCUCGCCAGUAAAUGA